This is a messenger RNA of Orbicella faveolata, 1114 nucleotides long. RefSeq lists its product as uncharacterized. The record is from RefSeq and is a predicted model, not a curated record. Lineage: Eukaryota; Metazoa; Cnidaria; Anthozoa; Scleractinia; Merulinidae.
AAAAGUUUGUCAAGACUUCCAAGCAAGGCCGUCCACUCUCGCCUACUUGUUUAGGCUAAGCACAUUGCUGAUGUACAACUAGGGAGGGCUAUGCUAGAAGAAGCUGACCCUUCCCAGGUAGUUGGAAACACCCUCCAUGGAGAUGGCACUACUAAAUAUCAUUGGCAUUACCAAGAUUUUGAAAUAACAACUCCCUCUUGUCAGACAUACUCAAUGGGCCUUCUUGAGUUGGGAAAGUCAGACACAGAAGCCAUGAUGGAUUCAUUUAAGUCCAGAGUUAAGGAAAUUGCACAAGCAUUGCACAGUGGUGAGAAUGUAACAAUUGAAGAUAAAGUUGCAGAGUUGGUGACAUCCAUUAAGAACACCACGUCCAAUCAAGGACCAACUAAUGCCACUUUUAAUGAACAACUGACAGAAUUGCAAAAGGCAUUACUCCCAAAGGUGGUGGAGAAAUGGGAAGACCUUAGUGAAAAUUCGAAGAAAUCCCUUGAGGAAAUGGGAAACUUUUAUUGCAAACUGCAUUUACUUGUAAAUCUGGGUGAAGAAGCAAACAAAGCCUUAAAAUUGUUUGAACAUGCUGCAACAGAAGGCAGAAAUCCAUUGGCAUUUCUUUCUUCAAAUGAGUCUGGUUCCUGUAGGCUAACAAGAACAGCAUGUGAAGCUUUUCAUUCCCGUGGUAGCCAGACCGCUGGAGUGUCAGAGUAUUUUGAUGUGCAUCUCUCUGAAAAUGGUGUGGAAAGCAAAUUGGUUGAAUUCAUCGGGAAUCGCUUCAACAUAAUAUUUUACAACUCUGCUGCUGUUUUCUACUAUAAAAGCCAUAUUCAAGAUUUCCUUUUUAAAUGGCCUUCACCAAAUCACUUACUUCAGCUUGUGGCUAAAGACAUUGUAGAACAUGUCUACUUGGCAGGAGUUAGAGCCCUAGGAAUUCUGGAUAAAAUUGUCACUGGCCCCUUUUUAGAUUAACUGAGAAAGCAACGUCUGUUCUUGAACUGAAUCCCCAUUUGAGGCAAAUGCAGGAGUGCUUCGAACAAUGGAGCAUGGAUGCAUCCCCACUACUGGAAGGAGCAACUCUGUUUGAUGAAGAGAUCAUUCCUAUCCACCAAGAUGACAUAUU